CUACAGAACAACACGGUAGUACGGUACAACUGACUUCUCACUACUGUAUUGUUGUUUUAUCAGUCAGUUUUAUGUCCUAUCUUGCGUGUUCGUUUUCAAUGUUGUCGUUCUUGCGAAUUACGAUUUUUUGUAAAUUCUUUUUGAACAUAAGUUAUAAUAAUUACUCAUGUUAGUACGUCUAUGGUGUAAUUCUAGUGAAACUGUUGAAGUGUACCUAUAUACUAUGGUUAAUAAUCAAUAAUUUUCUUUUAAAUUAUGUUUGAAACGUGAAUUUUAUACUAAACUCUGUUAAUCAGUGCGUCUACCAAAAAAAAUAAGUAGACCUAUUUUACGAAUAUACCAUCUGGAAAGAGCAUGUCAUUCAUGAUGGUUGACCGACUGCCUGUUCCUAAAUUAUCUACAUAUAUUUCGGCUACUGUAUUAUCCAUUUCAGCAGCUACCUACUAUUCAGUUAAAUACAGCUUUGAUGCAUCACAUGAAUCAAAUUCUAAUAUUCAAGUUGAUGAAGAUCCGACAAAAACCGAUCCAAUGGAUGUAUAUUAUGAACAAAUGCUUAAUGUAUUGGCAUUUAUGUUGCAAGAUCCUCUAUGCUUUUUGGUUCUUUGUAAUGGUGCAAUUUGUAGCAUUGUGAUGAUAGGCGCCGUUAUACAGUCACUGGUUCUUGGUAACUUAAGACCAGUAGAACACGUACAAUUUCGGGAACGUUUAUGGAACUGGGUUAUCUACAAAUUCAUUUUUAUGUUCAUAAUCCUCAAAGCUUAUACAUUGGAUAAAGUAGCUCUUUGGCUAUUUUGGUAUUCUACCCUAGGAUUUCUUCAUUUGAUGACCAGUUUGUGUAAAGAUCGAUUUGAAUAUAUGUGGAUGUCUAUGGGUACUGGAGCUAGAGUGAACUGGAAAUAUAUUCAUAUGUCUGUACUUUUAUCUAUUGGAUUUAUAUUUUCUUUGUUGCUGUUGAAUUUUGCAUACCUUGUUGGCCUCACACUAUCAAAACAUAUAUUUGCUUUUAUGGUCAUAGAGUGCCUGAUGUUGGCUGGAAGUAUUGUCCAUAUAUUUCUCCGACAUUAUAUCCAACUUUUUCAUCGAAACUCUAUCAACCAUACAACCAGUCCUGGUAAAUUGAUUUACUACGCAGAAUUAGGUUUGGAUCUCGGUAUACGUGUGAUGGAGAUCCUUCAUUAUUCACAUGCUAUUAUAUGGACCAGUUCAUAUUUAACUAUGGCUGGUUUUGUAAUAUUUAUGCAUAUGAGACAACUGAUAAGUGAUAUUCAAAAACGACUACAAAAACAUAAGAACUUUCUUUGGGUCCAUUCUCAUCUAGAAAAAAAUUAUCCUAUGGCAACUGCCAAAGAAUUGGAUACAAAUUCUGAUAACUGUGCAAUAUGCUGGGAAAAAAUGGAUUCUGCUAGAAAAUUGCCUUGUGGUCAUUUAUUUCAUAAUGGAUGUUUACAAUCUUGGAUGGAACAAGAACCAUCAUGUCCAACAUGCAGAUUGUCAUUAACAUUAGGUCACAAUCAAAGUAUGCCAACAAAUAAUGCUGGUCAAGAGUUGUUGAUUAAUCUUGCUCAUCCUCACAUGACUCACAUGCCUCAUCAUUUUUUCCACUUCGAUGGGUCUAGAUAUUUAUCAUGGUUACCAAGUUUUUCUGUUGAAGUAACACAUUCUCUAAGACCACCUACAAGUCAAAUACACACUUCACAAAUGGAAACAAUGGCUCGACAAGUUCUACAAUUGUUUCCACACUUUACUAUGAAUUCGAUUAUUGAAGAUUUAUCAACUACUCGUUCUGUUGAUUUAACUAUUGAUAACAUAUUGGAAGGUAGACUGGUAGCACCUCAACAAUUUGUAGAAGAGGAACCUGUUAUCGUCGAAACUGUACCAAUUGUUAACAGCGUUGAACAAUUUAUCAAUACAAAUACACCUGCUAGCUUUAACACAAAUAUUAGUGAACCCGCAAUAGAUGGACUUGUGAGUAUGGGCAGCCAGUUUUCUAAGUCACCCGAUGAAAGAGAGAAUAUGCUAAGAGCUCGAAAACAGGCAAUGAUUAUGAAGGCCAGACAGAGGUACAUGAGCAAAGAUGGAGACGGUUCAUCAAAAACUGACUAAUCAUGGCAUUGUAAAGGCACACACGCGCACGCACGCACACACACACACACACACACACUUACACAAAAGAAAACUAAGACUGUGAUUAGAAACCCAUUAUUUGAUUUUAAUUUAAAAUAAUACACAUAUGGUUCAGGAUCUAAAUGUCCAAUUCAAAAUUUCAAUCCGCACAAAUGUCCAAAAUAAUUAUUUGUCCAAGUAAUUGAAAUGUCCUCAAAGGUAUUUCUAAAAUGAUAACUAUAUAAAAAAAAUUGAUAUCCAGACAAGUGAACAUUGUUGAUGUUGGUUAUCCUACUCUGUAGAUUAUGUCUACUCUGCUCUUAAUGUCUUUAUGUUUGAAAAAUACUUGUUCAUCAUUGAAUGUUUGUGUUUCAUUCAUAUUUCCUGAAUUUUGAGAUACUUUCACGUAAACUUAUUACCUUUCAUUAAGCUAAAACAAGUUAUACAUACACUUUGAAUUAAAUAUCCUUCUUUCAGUAGACCCCCUUAUAUAUUGUAUAACACUAACGAGAAUUUAUUGACCAGAUUUCUAUUUGGGGUUUUUUUUCAUUGUACAAUUUAAUUAAUGUGGACAUCUUUGCUUUUGGACUUUUGGUAUAGGUGAAUAUUUUUCCAUUCAUCUACAUAUUUGGAUAAUUCUAACCUAAAACUAAAUUAUAGGUAAUUCCUAAUAAAUAUCAAGUUUUAAAAAUUGGCUUUCUGACUCCGACUUUAAGAAAGUAAUAAUAUGUACGAUAUUUGACAAUUUGUUUUUAAUAUUAUUCUAUACUUUUACUACUUCAAUUGUGAUUUAAGUCUCACCCGGGAUUAUUUUACAAAGCGAAUAUUUUCAAUGGGUUAAAAUGUUGCUAAACUAUUUUUAAAUUUAUUAUUAUUGCAUUUAUCAAUUAAAAAUGGAAAAAAUAUAAUUUUAAUUGUAUUUAUGGAUGUAAAAAGAUUAUAAAAACAUAUUGUGAAAUUGCUCAGUGUAAUUUAUAGUUUCAACAAACAUUUUGUCAAAAUGGAUAGUGAAACAUGUUGAUUAAUUUAAUGGGCCAAUUAUAUAUGUAUAAUACACAAUGUAUAGGGUCUUGCAUGUAUGAUGGGUUACCAUUACAAAUUCAAGUUGAGUGAUUUUUCUAUAAAAUGUAGUAAGUUACUGUUAUCAAUAAUUAGACUUUGGUCUCACACAUUUAUCUAAUAUAAUAUAUUGUACAUAUAGUGUUGUAAUACAAAAGUAUUUUUUAAUUAUUAUUAUUAUUAUUUUUUUUUUUUUAAUUGGAGUAUUUGUCAGAAUGUUUAAAAAGUACAAUAGUAAUACAAAAUUUCAUAUUUAGGUAAUUUAGAAAAAUGAUUUACUAAUGUAUACCUUGGCAAGCACCACACAUAUUAUGUAGGUGACAUAUUUAUAUAAGAUAAAUUAUAUUUUGACUGUUGAAAAUUUCACAGAAUUAAAUAAUAGGUAUUAUGUAUAUU
Messenger RNA from Acyrthosiphon pisum (pea aphid), 3558 nucleotides. Its product is annotated as E3 ubiquitin-protein ligase AMFR. Gene Ontology annotation, molecular function: ubiquitin protein ligase activity; ubiquitin binding. Lineage: Eukaryota; Metazoa; Arthropoda; Insecta; Hemiptera; Aphididae. Gene Ontology annotation, cellular component: cytosol; endoplasmic reticulum; ubiquitin ligase complex. The transcript is spliced from 8 exons. The record is from RefSeq and is a predicted model, not a curated record. The coding region runs from base 355 to 2103 and encodes 582 amino acids. Gene Ontology annotation, biological process: protein K48-linked ubiquitination; endoplasmic reticulum unfolded protein response; ubiquitin-dependent protein catabolic process.